UCAUACAAUCUCGUCUUCUUCAUCAUCAUCUUCUUCACUUCUUCUUCUUCUCCAAGAAAUGGGUUUCCUAAAGCCAGCCAUGGCGAUUCUUUUCCUAACCAUGGUCGUAGUUUCAUCAGCCAUGGACAUGUCAAUCAUAUCCUACGACGAGACCCACGGAGUCUCCUCCACCGGUGGCCGUAGCGACGCUGAGGUUAGGAGUAUCUACGAGGCGUGGUUGGUGGAACACGGGAAGGUUGAGAACAAGAACACACUUCUUGGUGAGAAAGAUCGGUUCGAGAUCUUUAAAGACAACCUUCGUUUCAUCGAUGAUCACAACGCGAAGAAUCUUGGUUAUAAAUUGGGUUUGACUCGUUUUGCGGAUCUUACUAACGAUGAGUAUAGAUCCAUGUAUCUUGGAGCUAAGACACACAAGAAAAGUGAGAGAAGGUCUAGCCUAAGGUACAAGGCUAGUGUCGGUGAUGAGUUGCCUGAGUCCAUUGACUGGAGGAAGAAAGGAGCCGUGGCUGAGAUCAAAGAUCAAGGAAGCUGCGGGAGUUGUUGGGCGUUCUCAGCCAUUGGAGCAGUGGAAGGGAUAAACCAGAUUGUUACUGGGAACUUGACAACUUUGUCCGAACAAGAACUGGUCGAUUGUGACAUUUCAUACAACGAAGGUUGUAACGGAGGUCUUAUGGACUAUGCUUUUGAGUUCAUCAUCAAGAAUGGUGGAAUUGAUACAGACAAAGAUUAUCCUUACAAGGGUGUUGAUGGACGUUGUGACCAGAUCAGGAAAAACGCUAAAGUUGUCACAAUCGAUUCAUAUGAGGAUGUUCCAGUUUACAGUGAGGAAUCGUUGAAGAAAGCAGUUGCUAACCAGCCUAUAAGCGUUGCCAUUGAGGCUGGUGGUCGCGCAUUCCAGCUCUAUGUUUCGGGUAUAUUUGAUGGAACUUGUGGAACACAAGUAGACCAUGGUGUUGUGGCAGUCGGAUAUGGAACUGAGAACGGCAAAGACUACUGGAUUGUGAGAAACUCAUGGGGUAAAAGCUGGGGAGAGAGUGGAUACUUAAAGAUGGAGCGUAACAUCGCCUCUUCGGCAGGUAAAUGUGGUAUCGCAAUUGAACCUUCAUACCCGGUCAAGAAUGGCGAAAACCCGCCAAACCCGGGACCUUCACCUCCAUCCCCUAUCAAGCCUCCAACUCAAUGUGACAGUUACUACACUUGUCCUGAGAGCAACACUUGCUGUUGUCUCUUUGAGUAUGGAAAGUAUUGCUUUGCUUGGGGAUGUUGCCCACUAGAAGCAGCCACUUGUUGUGAUGACAACUAUAGUUGCUGCCCUCAUGAGUACCCGGUUUGUGACCUUGAUCAAGGAACCUGUUUAAUGAGCAAGAACAGUCCAUUUAGUGUUAAGGCCUUAAAGCGUAAACCCGCAACGCCAUUCUGGUCACAGGGCAGAAAGAACAUUGCUUAAAGAGAAGAUCAAGGCAAUGUAACAUUUGCUUCUUCAGAGAGGAUGACUCUUGACUCACACAUGAGAGAAGAGAUGUCUCUGAAGGGAUUUAUCAGAUGCUUUUUAAUGUUGUUGUUUAUGCCAUAACUAGAUUUAAGAAAAAAAAAUGCAGCUGUUGGGUUUGGUGUAUAUAAAAAAAAGUACCCUAAGUUUCAUAGUUGGGUUUCAUUGAUACAGUAAAUUUAUUGUUAAUUCAAAAAAGUUUAAUAUUCAUGGCUAUGUUAUGGAAGAAACCCUUUGCUUAGUUCUAUGAAAUAAAGUUCCACAUUUCUUUAUCAA
Molecule: messenger RNA, 1765 nt
Organism: Capsella rubella
Lineage: Eukaryota; Viridiplantae; Streptophyta; Magnoliopsida; Brassicales; Brassicaceae
Product: cysteine proteinase RD21A
Exons: 5
Coding region: 59-1447 (462 amino acids)
Cellular component (GO): lysosome
Molecular function (GO): cysteine-type endopeptidase activity
Source: RefSeq, a predicted model, not a curated record